Anastrepha ludens (Mexican fruit fly) is the source of this 1740-nucleotide messenger RNA. Its product is annotated as gustatory receptor 8a-like. The coding region runs from base 447 to 1604 and encodes 385 amino acids. Lineage: Eukaryota; Metazoa; Arthropoda; Insecta; Diptera; Tephritidae. Gene Ontology annotation, cellular component: dendrite; axon; membrane. The transcript is spliced from 5 exons. The record is from RefSeq and is a predicted model, not a curated record. Gene Ontology annotation, biological process: sensory perception of taste.
GAUUCAAUAGGCUAAGUUAAUAAAUAAAUAACUCAAUUAGCAACAUUUUACGUAGUUAUUUGACCGCCUUGUCUAAUAUCAGGCAAGCGUAAACCAUUAGCAAAAACUUACAUUUAUAUGCAAUUGUUUUAAGUUUUUUAUUACCCUAAAAAGCCUUAAUUGAAUUAAAAGUUUUAAUAACUGUAAAAGUAUGAGCCAAAUAAACGAUUAAAUAUCGAUAAUCGUUAGUACCCCUGAGUGGCAAUUUGAUAAACCCCUUUGAAACACUUGGUCAUUAUUCAAGUCACUGUGAUAGCAUCUAUGAGCAACUACAAACAUAUGCACCUACCAAUGUUACAUGUACAUACAUCACACAAAUUCAUCAUCUAUCAUAAAAUAGCAUCUAUUGAACGGCGAAUAUUUAACUCUACUUUUAUCCACCGUUCAGUUAAAGCUAAAGUUUUGCAAUGAGCAUUCAAGUUCCCGCCGUUGUACGAUUUCAUAUACGCUUAUUUCAAGUAAUAGGGUGCUUUGACGCUUCACUGCAUGCGCAGCCAAAAAUGCAAAAGCUCGCCGAGCAUCGUCUUGUAGCCUGGACAAAUCUUCUGUUGUUGAUUUUUUCGUUGACAACUGUGAACACCUUCUCCCGACCGGGUGCAUUUCUUUUCACCGAUAAUCGUUUUGGUUACUUCAAUGAUGCCCUAAAGGUGUGCAUUGCGCAAAUAACAGUUUUUAUCAUUUACAUGGAGACGGUAUUGCGUCGAUGUGCAUUACGCACCUUCUGGCAGAAAUAUACGAUUUUAAAUCGGGUAAAAGCUGAAAAAUAUCAAAAUAAUACAAGUCAUUGGCGUGCACAGUUACAUACACAUCGUCGUUUCCUUUACAUUUUCUAUGGGAUUAUUGCAUUUGAUGUGUCUAUGGAAGUGAUCUUCCUUGCCAAGCAAGCAUUGGACAGUCAGGUAAUACGAUUUUGGGUUAUGUUUACACCAUUCAUUUAUAUGGUACAUUUGCGGAAUAUGCAAAUAAUAUUUCAUAUCGAAAUUAUACGGCACGAACUUGAGAAGCUGCGUAAGGACAUUGGACUGCUAUCAGAUUAUACAAGCUUUGCGCAUCGCGUAGCCCCUUUUGCAGGUUUUGAAAACUUUGUGCGCCAAAAGUUGGCCGAAAAGCAGUUGAUUUUUCAACGCAUCUAUGAGAUGCUGGACUACUUCCAGAAUGCAUUUGGCAUGUCCAUCAUUGCAGUGAUCUUGAUGAUCUAUGUGCGAGUGGUCGUCGAUGGGUACUUCACGUUUUAUCUUAUACCAGACGGCUGGGAUAUUAUAGAAAAUUUGUUAAUGCUGCCUGCAUUCUUGGAGAUCCCAGCACUUUUACUGACUUCACAAAAAUGCAUGAAUGUGGUAAAGUUCAUAACAUUUGAAUUGCAUAAUAUACGGAGCUCUGUGGAGAACUCACUUAUUUCCGUUCAGAUACAAAAUUUCUCACUGCAAAUGUUACAUCAGAAAAUACGAAUUGAUGGUAUGGGCAUAUCUCCAUUGGAUGGAAAAAUGUUAAUCCGUAUUGUGGGCUCUAUUAUUACGUACAUGAUUUUCUUCAUACAAUUUAUGCCAAAAUUUAGAAAUUUAUAAAUCAGUCGAAAAAAUUGCUAUACACGAAAUUUAUAUUAAUCUAUAUGCACAAUGUUAUUUACAUAUUUAUUAUAUAUGAAAGUGAACAGAUUGGCAAUGUUUUAAAUAUAAUAAACUACAUACUUAAAUUAAACAA